Molecule: messenger RNA, 239 nt
Organism: Staurois parvus
Lineage: Eukaryota; Metazoa; Chordata; Amphibia; Anura; Ranidae
Source: the annotation of a GenBank genome assembly
AAGUGUUACUAAACCCACAACAGUAAAAUCAGUCUGUAUAUGCAGUAAAGCAUGCUUGUUAUACUCACUGUGGAACUUAAGGGGUUAAUUGCAUUGUGUAAAAAGGAUGUUUGAUCCUUUCUUCUCUGAUCCUCCCCUUCUUUCACAUUCCCCAUUUCAUCUCCUGAUAGAACACAGCCUCUUGGGCAUUCUGCACAUGUUCAGUUUUGGUGUGUACUGCUAGAGAGUUUUUUCUUUUU